This is a messenger RNA of Sycon ciliatum, 1968 nucleotides long. RefSeq lists its product as uncharacterized. The transcript is spliced from 3 exons. The coding region runs from base 123 to 863 and encodes 246 amino acids. The record is from RefSeq and is a predicted model, not a curated record. Gene Ontology annotation, biological process: protein phosphorylation. NCBI's taxonomy places the organism in Eukaryota, Metazoa, Porifera, Calcarea, Leucosolenida, Sycettidae. Gene Ontology annotation, molecular function: ATP binding; protein kinase activity.
GGGUCGGCCACGGGCGGUAAGCUAACGUCUACGCCGGGAAACUGCAUAUACAUGGCAUUAACCAUGACAACGGGUCGGCCACGGGCGGUAAGCUAACGUCUACGCCGGGAAACUGCAUAUACAUGGCACCGGAAACAUUCCCCUGGUCCGCAGCUGAAGGUCAGUGCGUGGGCUAUGAUUCGAGCAUCGACAUCUUUGCUUUCGGUGUCCUUGCAACAGCCGUCCUGACAGGUCGAUUGCCCGAUCCUCAGAUUCGCCUGGCACCCUACUUCAGAGAAAACGCCAGCGGCGAGAAAGUGCCAAUACUGGAAUUGGAGCGACGGAAGGCCGAGCUGGAUCGUCUUGACGAUGGUCACGCGUUGAAGCCGAUCGUAUUGCGAUGUCUCUCCAAUGAUCCGACGCAACGCCCGUCAGCCUUCGAGCUACAUGAGCACAUACUGCGCUGGCUGGGUGAAGCUGAAGACACGCCUGAGCAAGACACAGUAAGUUGUAUCGAGAAGACGGUUGCGGAUGCCCGUGCUACGUCUCAGCUGCGGAUGCGUUGGACACGGCAGCAGAAUACCCCACCAAGUCAGCAGGAACAGGAACGGGCGCUGGCUCCUAACACAGCAUCUCUGCUUGAGCAGUGGAACCAAAUUGCCGCUCCCUGGGAGACUAGUCUCGACAACGUUCUCUACUCCGUUGCAUUCCGCGAAGCUCUGUUCUGCUUCUUCACGCCUGACAGUGGCAGUCUGAGCAUCUCGUACACGGACGAUGUUAAUGCAGCACUCGGUGUCGCCUGGCAUGCAGUGGAAGUACCUAAGGACCUGAGAUAUUGCCGUGCUGUCUAUGCUCAUGAACAACACAUACCGUAUUAUCUCUAAUAUAAGCACAGUCUCCAAUAAUAGCACGUCUCCAAUAAUAGAACACCUUGGGGCGGCAUUCAAAAAAUAAAGUGCUCAGUCUCCAUUAUAAGCACACUGUGUAAAUUCAUUAUCUGUACCGGCGAAAAAACCCUGAAAUGUGUGCGUCAUACAUGAAUUUGGCAUGGCAACAUGCCUCUGAAAUGAGGUUGAAAUAAUAAUGGAACAGUCUCCAAUAAAGGAACGUCUCCAUUAAUAGCACGGGGCGGAGGUACAUUGAAAAAAUAAAGGACCGUGCUUAUAUUAGAGAUAAUACGGUAUAUAUGUACGCAGAAAAAUCUAACGGGGUCGAUAGUAAUGUGUACUUUAUUGCGCGCGAGGGAGUGAGGGUUGUGUCAACGGUCAGCCCGUUCUCGCAGCAACAUCCAGCGAUGUACGCGUCUGACACUAUCGUUCUCCUUUGCGGUGGCAUUCCACGUCAUGAAAACACACUUAUCUCCUACUGCAGCGGUGUGACAAUCAACAGCAGCUCCAGCAGCACCCUCUCCUCAGACUGGGAAAACAGCGACAGCAGAGGCGGAAAUCUCCUGCCCGUCCUCCCGCAGGCAAUGAGUCAUGCCAAAAUAUUUCCGUACAACGGUGACGUCUAUCUCGCUGGCGGUUUCAGCGAGACGGCGGACGACUUUCCUGUAUACUCGCUUCACACGGAUAGCAGUACGCUUGAAAUGCACUGGGUGCGUUCAUCGAUCUAUCCACCAAUCAGGAAGGAUCAGCGCGGCGCCACGGUUGCCGUGUACAAUGACCAACUGUUCAUUGCUGAUCGUGACCAUGAUUCGAGGAAGACCCACCGCGAAUGUUACUCCAUAGAUCUGGCAUCAAGUGUAGUCAAGCAAUUGCCUCCUAUACCAACAUUAGCCCUACGACCGUAUCUGUCUGCUUUUGACGGUCAUCUCAUUGCUUUUGGAAAUCUUGCACCGGAAAGAGAUGAUCCGCCACGCGUUUACAAGCUCAAACUUCUUUAGGCUCAUGUGAUGUGUACAUCAACCCCCCCCCCCCCCCCCCCAUCUCAUUCUCGCACGCACUCCCUAUUUUUCUUUCUCUCCCACACUCUCUUUCUAAGCAAUGU